Molecule: messenger RNA, 1629 nt
Organism: Vanessa atalanta (red admiral)
Lineage: Eukaryota; Metazoa; Arthropoda; Insecta; Lepidoptera; Nymphalidae
Gene: NGR-A31
Product: trissin receptor-like
Exons: 6
Coding region: 32-1393 (453 amino acids)
Biological process (GO): G protein-coupled receptor signaling pathway
Cellular component (GO): membrane
Molecular function (GO): neuropeptide Y receptor activity; peptide binding
Source: RefSeq, a predicted model, not a curated record
UAAAAAGAUAAAUUAGAAAACAGCCGAAAUUAUGUACCGUGUGGAUCUAUCCGUGGAGUCUGAUUAUAUUGUCGGCACCGCCUCGGAGACGGUCAAUGAGACGUACGUUAGCGAUGUCAGUAACAGUACUUACAUAUCCAGAAGAAAUGAAAGCCAAUAUGUUAUGGAGGACGACGAGUUUAUAUUCGACAGAACAGAUGUUAGGGCUAUAUUUAUCACGCUUUACACAAUCGUGUUCUGCUGCUGUUUCUUUGGAAACCUUCUCGUAAUUCUAGUGGUGACUCUCUCGAGACGACUGCGUUCUAUAACGAACUUCUUUCUGGCAAAUUUAGCGGUAGCUGAUUUAUGCGUUGGAGUUUUCUGCGUAUUUCAAAAUCUAACGAUAUAUCUUAUUCCCAGCUGGGUGUUCGGCGACUUUCUAUGCAAGAUGUAUCAGUUUGUGCAUUCGUUGAGUUACACGGCGUCGAUAUUUAUACUGGUGGUGAUUUGUACGGAGAGAUACUUCGCUAUCAUACACCCUAUAACGUGUAAACAGAUCCUGACGUCAACGAGGUUGAGGUUGGUGAUUUUGGGUGUUUGGGUAACCAGCGCAGCCUACAGUGCACCUAAGUUUAUAUGGGUAGAGACGAUCACAAAUGACUUAGGCGACGGCCACAUGGAGACAAUUUGCAUACAGCAUCGAAUGAAAUACAACUCUGAAAUAUUCGACAUGGUCAAUUUCGGUCUUCUCUACGUGACACCUCUCUGCGUGAUGACGGUUCUUUACACAAGAAUUGCAGUGGGCUUGUGGCAGAGUUCGCACGGACUCGGGCAGCUAGGACAGGGGAAAUGCUGUGCAACGCAGUGCCCACGCGUGGAUAAAUCGGCCGCUGCCAGCUGCGAAACCCAAAGAACUCUUGUGGGAGCUUCUGACACUAAGGGAAAAGUAUCGACACCACCAAGAAGUUCAAAACCCCAUGAAACCCGAAACUGUCAUCAUUUGAGCCACCUCUCCCGAAACGUGCUUCGCGCGCGCCGUGGUGUCGUCCGCAUGCUCAUUGUCGUCGUACUAACCUUUGCCAUAUGCAAUCUUCCGUUUCACGCGCGCAAGAUGUGGCAGUACUGGUCGAGUGGCUACCAGGGUACGAGUGACUUCAGCGCUCUCUUGACACCAUUAACCUUUCUGAUCACAUAUUUCAACUCUGGAAUCAAUCCGCUAUUGUACGCGUUUUUAUCUAAGAACUUUCGGAAGGGAAUGCGGGAACUCCUAUUCUGCAACUUUCCCGGGAAAAGGAAGAGUGAUAAUUUAAUACUAUUGAAUCGCGUCGGUGGAAUGGGAUUGCGAAGAAGCUCGACACGAUCCACACGCGCCAACUGCAGCACGGUCACGAUGGCUCCCAAUGGGGAAUCAUGAGGUUUACAUCGCCGCAGGUUUCUCUAUAAAAUCGAAAAUACGGACAUUUCCUGAUUAACGGAGAGUACCGAUGAGGUAACUAGUAGCAGCUAUUGUACGGUUUCAACGAUUUCUAGGCGAGAUUUGUACGAUUGAAUCUCCGUAAUGAGCCGUCUAAUUGUGAAUACCAAAAGGACUAUGUUGAAUUAGUGAUCUCAUGAGCUUAAAAUAGUACGUAAAUGUUGUAAUUGGAUAAA